CAUUCCAACAAGAGAAGUGCUUGAGAGGAGAAAAGUAUCAAAACUUCAUGUAGCCAAAGGCAAACAAAAAAAAAGAAGAGGAAGAAAUAAAUGGCAAAGGAAGGUCUAGGACUUGAGAUCACAGAGCUUCGAUUGGGACUUCCAGGAGAUAAUUAUAGCGAAAUCUCAAUUUGCGGAUCGAAGAAGAAGAAGAGGGUGCUCUCAGAUAUGAUGACCUCAUCAUCGUUAAACACUGAGGAUGAAAACGGCGUCGUUUCAUCCGUUGAGGAUGAAUCUUUGCCGGUGGUGAAGAGUCAGGCGGUGGGGUGGCCACCUGUGUGUUCUUAUAGGAGAAAGAAGAACCAUGAGGAAGCAUCGAAAGCGAUAGGGUACGUGAAAGUGAGCAUGGAUGGUGUGCCAUACUUGAGGAAGAUUGACCUUGGUUCGAGCAACAGUUAUAAUAAUCUAGCCACGGUUCUUGAGAAUCUCUUCGGCUGUCUUGGCCUAGGAGUAGCGAAGGAGGGUAAGAAAUGCGAAUAUAUUAUUAUAUACGAAGACAAGGAUAGAGACUGGAUGCUCCUCGGAGAUGUACCUUGGCAGAUGUUCAAAGAACCAUGCAAGAGGCUUAGGAUCGUGAAGAGAUCAGAUGCGACUGGUUUUGGUCUGCAGCGAGAUUAAUCAUACUAGUGAUAUAUAUGAUCAUCUUAGUUAACCACAAAGUUUGAAAACCGUUGAGUAAAAUUUUUCAUUAUAG
Arabidopsis arenosa is the source of this 733-nucleotide messenger RNA. The record is from the annotation of a GenBank genome assembly. NCBI's taxonomy places the organism in Eukaryota, Viridiplantae, Streptophyta, Magnoliopsida, Brassicales, Brassicaceae.